This is a messenger RNA of Tupaia belangeri chinensis (Chinese tree shrew), 1656 nucleotides long. It is a transcript of the gene COPS3, whose product is annotated as COP9 signalosome subunit 3. The coding region runs from base 119 to 1390 and encodes 423 amino acids. Lineage: Eukaryota; Metazoa; Chordata; Mammalia; Scandentia; Tupaiidae. Gene Ontology annotation, cellular component: COP9 signalosome. Gene Ontology annotation, biological process: ubiquitin-dependent protein catabolic process. The transcript has 13 exons. The record is from RefSeq and is a predicted model, not a curated record.
GGAAGUGACGUCGGGCCGCUCGCGAGGCCGUCGGGUGGGUAGCCGCGGCCCCUCCUCCCAGAGCGGCCGCCUUUUCCCGCGCGAGCUGCUCCUGCUGCUCGGGCCGCGCGGGGGAAACAUGGCGUCUGCCUUGGAGCAGUUCGUGAACAGUGUCCGGCAGCUCUCGGCUCAAGGGCAAAUGACCCAGCUUUGCGAACUGAUCAACAAGAGUGGGGAACUGCUGGCGAAGAACUUAUCCCACCUGGACACUGUGCUCGGGGCUCUGGAUGUACAGGAGCACUCCUUGGGCGUCCUUGCUGUUUUGUUCGUGAAGUUCUCUAUGCCCAGCGUUCCUGACUUUGAAACAUUAUUCUCACAGGUUCAGCUCUUCAUCAGUACUUGUAACGGGGAGCACAUUCGAUAUGCGACAGAUACUUUUGCUGGGCUCUGCCAUCAGCUAACAAAUGCACUUGUGGAAAGAAAACAGCCCCUGCGAGGAAUUGGCAUCCUUAAGCAAGCCAUCGACAAGAUGCAGAUGAACACAAAUCAGCUGACCUCAAUACAUGCCGACCUCUGCCAGCUUUGUUUGCUGGCAAAGUGCUUUAAGCCCGCCCUUCCGUACCUGGACGUGGACAUGAUGGACAUCUGUAAAGAGAAUGGCGCCUACGAUGCGAAGCACUUUCUCUGUUACUACUACUACGGAGGGAUGAUCUACACCGGGCUAAAGAACUUUGAAAGAGCGCUCUACUUUUAUGAACAGGCUAUCACCACUCCUGCCAUGGCGGUCAGUCACAUCAUGCUGGAGUCCUAUAAAAAGUAUAUUCUAGUUUCUUUGAUAUUACUCGGCAAAGUACAACAGCUACCGAAAUACACAUCUCAGAUUGUGGGUAGAUUCAUUAAGCCUCUUAGCAAUGCGUACCACGAGUUAGCACAAGUUUACUCCACCAAUAACCCCUCGGAGCUCCGGAACCUGGUGAACAAGCACAGUGAGACUUUCACUCGCGACAACAACAUGGGACUUGUGAAGCAGUGCUUGUCGUCGCUGUACAAGAAGAACAUCCAGAGGCUCACCAAGACCUUCCUGACGCUGUCCUUACAAGACAUGGCAAGUCGCGUGCAGUUGUCAGGGCCUCAGGAGGCCGAGAAGUACGUCCUACACAUGAUAGAAGAUGGUGAAAUUUUCGCCAGUAUUAAUCAGAAGGACGGAAUGGUCAGUUUCCACGAUAACCCUGAAAAGUACAACAACCCAGCCAUGCUUCAUAACAUCGACCAGGAGAUGCUGAAGUGCAUAGAGCUGGACGAGCGGCUGAAGGCCAUGGACCAGGAGAUCACAGUGAACCCCCAGUUUGUGCAGAAGAGCAUGGGCUCCCAAGAGGAUGACUCUGGAAACAAACCUUCCAGCUACUCUUGAAACCAACAUCCAUCCUGAGUGAGAGGACAGACGGGCACCGUGGACAGUGGCAGGUGCUCUGAGCAGCGUGCAGCCGCCUGUGUCACCUGGGGACACGCAGACGUGCGGUUUGGUUCCGGCAUCCUCAGUCCCAUGUGCUUUCGGAACACCAUUCUCUCUGCAAAGAAAGGAAAACAUUUUGAAACUUUGAAGUCUGUUAUGGAUUUAUUUAUCCUCAGAUUAUUGUUGUUGUUGCAUUAAAUCCUUUUUGUUUUAAACUCCUUGAA